UUUUACCGCCUGCCGGAUUUGCAUCCUUGGAAAGUCCGGCUGGGAAAAGAUCGACGGUGAUCUCCGCUGUGUAUGACUAAGAAUACUGAUAGCAUACAGGGCUCUGCCAGCGCGGGAAGCUGUUCCAAUCCACUCAGCAAGUACAUACACAAUUUGUCCGCAUUGGUGUGCAAUCCUUCUGCUAGGAUAUGUGACUCGUGAGAAGGGACUUUGUUGAGUUGCCAUCAAAGUGCCGAUCGCGAGCAUUAUAUCAUCCCCGAAAGUGACACCCCAAUAUACUCGCACCUGCCAUCCUUGGGAGAAACCAAAUUUGUCAUAUGGCACAUUAGACCUCUUCCUUCACUUACACCGUCAUGUCUCCCUUCCCCGCCGAAAUUCUCGACACCCCCCUCCCUCCGGCACCCAAGAAACCUCGCCAUCGUCACUCUGCUGUUCAGCUCGCAGCCCUGAAUGGGCUCUUCGAGGAAACCGACCAUCCCUCCCUGUCGCAGCGCACGGCGUUGGCACAUUCUUUGGGCUUAGAGCUUAAGAGCGUCAACGCAUACUUUCAAAAUAAGCGUGCUUCUUCAAAGAAGCACCCACGAGGCAUCCCGUACGACGCCGCCCGCCCGCUCCCUUCCCUCUACCUCCCUCCGACCUACACAGUCCUCGAGGAAUACCAUCCUCUGCCUCACGCGCCGUUACCGCUCAUGGCUCGGUCCUUCCGAUCACUGGCACCGCCGCUUGAUCAGGGUCGGCUCAAUCAAUUGCAUCCGUCAACCGAUCAAAUUCAAUUGUGGCCCCACGACGAGCAUGACGACCUAGGCUUGUCCCCUGUCCGAGGGAACGACCUCGAGCACAUCUAUCGAAGCCGUCCUUUCCCCUCCUUCGACGAUUGCGCAGCAAUUGCAGACAACUAUAGGAUGCCCCAUCAGGUUGUGGUCGAAUGGUUCAAACGACGAGCGCGAGCGCAGGAGUCGUACGAGUACUCGCAGACACCCAGGCAUUAUGUUGACUCACGCCCGGUCACACUGCCACCGAUUUCUUCGCUGUCUGCAAGUCAUACGCCAAUGGAUAUAGAUCAAGAUUCCCCCAUUCAUGACGCCCCUCCCUCGUAUUCAGAUCUCUCGGCACUUGCCGCGCGUCCAAGACGAGGCCGACCUGAUCCGUUCCAGCUCCACAAUCUCCGCAGGCUGCUUAGCAAAACACUUAAUCCGUCGAUCGAGGAGCGGUCGGCCCUCGCACGGGAGAUAGGGAUGGAUCUUGGGAAGGUGACCAACUGGUACCGGAACAUCCGGCAAUCUGCGCGUAAGCGCGCCAAGCGCGCGGAGCAGCAGGUCAGCGAGGACGAGUUUGAUGUCGGGGAAAACGAGAAAGUCUAUCUUUCCGAAACAUCGAGAUCGACCCCUUCUCGGCCGUCCUCGGCAGAGGCUCACUCGAGCGACGACGAGCAGGAGGUCUUCACUCCUUCCUCGUGUCACUCCCAUCUCCACGAGGACGAGAAACUAAACAUAGAUGCGAGCAGCAGGUUCUCUUUCCAGGACUUUCAGGAUGCGGAACUGUUGUUGUCCUUCCACCGUCAGACUUUUCGUUGACGUUCGCAAGUUGUAAUUGAAAGUUCAAAGUAAUUGUAUACACGCAUAAUCCACUUUGUUGUACGUUAAGACUUUUAACACCAAUAUAUUGUAUCGGAGAUGGGGUCCGGAGAUGUCUUCCUUGCUGCGUGGAUCGGUGAUCCGUGAUCUGAUAGACACUGCUUCAGUGUGCGAACACUUUCACUUGCGCAGUGAUUCGUCGACUCAAACGGUCCGAUCUCAAGCCGACUUACAUCUUGACUCGGUUUUCGGCCGAAUCCUCUCCCAAAGUGUUGUCGGCAAGACUAGUUGCCCUUCCUCCUCCUUCCUCUUUCGGACUUUUCGGACAAGCUUUACAGCACUCAGAGCGCAAUUACUCGACCCCAGCCUGCAUUGCUGACGCAGAUUCGCUGUGUAUCAGGUAAACCAACACUUUCCUCGAUUCAGUCCCUCUUGGCACACGCCGGUCCAUCUUCUCAACGACAAGAGACGUGCAGGGAUUCCCACGUGGGGGUUCGAUCCGACGUUAAGCAGGUAGAUCAAGGACCGAGCGUCGUGGUGUUGGAUGCUUUAUAGGCUCACGCGCACACUUGUCUCUUGCCAAUUCCAUCCUUCUUUCUAUUCCACCAUGUCGAGCAACGCAUUCGCGGCAGAACGGGAGCUCAGCAUCUCUGCAGUGCGCAGGGCAUGCGCCUUGACGUCCGCGGUGUUCAACAAGCUCAUUAAAAACGAGACCUUGGUCAAGGGCGACAAGUCCCCUGUUACCGUUGGAGAUUAUGCCGCGCAAGCGCUGAUCAGUGUCAUGCUCAAGAACGCGUUUCCUGAUGACAAGAUCGUUGGGGAGGAAGAUGCUGCCGAUCUGCGCGUUGAGUCGGGCAAGGUCCUGAGGGACAGGAUCAUUGAACUCGCUAACGAGGCGAUCGUGGCCCCUUUGGGUGACGGCGACAAGGCGGAAUGGGGCAUCGGUCCCGGCCAGACGAAGACGACCGAUGAGCUCCUGGAUGCGAUCGACAGAGGCAACCACGAGGGCGGACGGCAAGGACGGAUGUGGACCAUAGAUCCCAUCGAUGGAACCAAGGGCUUCCUACGGGGAGAACAAUACGCUGUUUGUGUUUCCCUGUUGGCCGAUGCUCAAGUCCAACUCGGUAUUAUCGGAUGCCCUAAUCUUCCUGUGGACGCAUCAAAGCCAGAUGGAGAGCGCGGAUGCAUCUUCCUAGCCAUCCGCGGCCAGGGCUGUCAAAUGAUUCCUCUCAGCGGAGGUCCCGCAAAGUCUCUCACAAUCCCUGUUUUCGCGCCCGAGGACCUCUGCUCACUGGAAUCGGUGGAGGCUGCCCAUUCGUCGCAUUCGACAACGGACACCAUCUCGACUAUCCUCGGCAUCACGCGGCCGCCUGUGCGCAUGGACAGUCAGGCCAAAUACGGCUGCUUGGUCCGUGGCGAUGGCGGUAUGUAUCUUCGCAUGCCCACCGGCGUGGGCUACCGUGAAAAGAUCUGGGAUCACGCACCCGGAGCACUGCUUGUCGAGGAGGCCGGUGGAAUCAUCAGUGAUUCGCGUGGACACCCUCUGGACUUCGGGCUCGGACGAACUCUUGGAGAGAACUUUGGGGUCAUUGCUGCUGGGAAGGACGUCCAUCCACGAGUGCUGGAGGCGGUCCAACAAGCGAUGAAGAAAGAGUGACUAUUGUACAGAAUGCAUAGUAGAUACUGAAAUCAAUGUAGAAUAUAACUAAGUCGCCUUUUUUGUCUUUUUCUUUUUUGCAGACUUCGUCGAUUCUGAGUUGCUGUGAGCUGCAUCGGUAGUCGCAGAGUCGGAUCG
This is a messenger RNA of Mycena citricolor, 3369 nucleotides long. The record is from the annotation of a GenBank genome assembly. Lineage: Eukaryota; Fungi; Basidiomycota; Agaricomycetes; Agaricales; Mycenaceae.